Messenger RNA from Perca flavescens (yellow perch), 3429 nucleotides. It is a transcript of the gene ppp1r12b, whose product is annotated as protein phosphatase 1, regulatory subunit 12B. Gene Ontology annotation, cellular component: cytoplasm; A band; Z disc. Gene Ontology annotation, molecular function: protein kinase binding; phosphatase regulator activity; enzyme inhibitor activity. NCBI's taxonomy places the organism in Eukaryota, Metazoa, Chordata, Actinopteri, Perciformes, Percidae. The transcript has 7 exons. The record is from RefSeq and is a predicted model, not a curated record. The coding region runs from base 530 to 1072 and encodes 180 amino acids.
GGAGGGAGGGAAAUGGAGAGAGAGAGAGUGUGUGUGUAUAACUUUGGGAAACAUAAGAAGAGGCAGCAAAGGGAACAAACUUUUCUCUCUUGGCUGCUUCCUUUUGGACUUUUUCACAUUUCAUCAAAGACCUCGGUGUUGACAGAGCGGAAACAUGGGAGGAUAAUUUGUUUGCUUUACAAGUUAAAGAGUAAUUUCAUGUUUUUGUGAUCAGCAGAGGUUAAUUUGUUUCGUUGUUCUUUGCAUUUUUAUCAAAUUAUUGCUUCACUGAGCUUUGAAGAAGGCGUGACCACCUGAAAUCCCUACAAAUUCAGCUCUCCCUCUCACACACACACACACACACACACACAUACACAUACACAAAUAUACAUGCACACCUGUUUUUGAGGAUUCCCCGGGAGCGCGGUCAUGGGCAUCUGCGUCACUGUUGCUUGAGGGAAUCUGUGCGUCUGUGAGGCUGUUAUCUGGUGGUGGUCCCGGUGAAUGUUACAGUAGAAGUUGACCUGCCAGUCCAGAGAAGAGGGGGGAGAUGUCAACCUACUACCCACGCACCAAGGACCUGACUCGCACCAGGAAGUCAGUGACAGAUUCACCACCGUCCUCUCCGUCCCCCACAGACAAAAACUACAGACAUGAAAGAUUGUCAAGAUAUGACUCCAGUGGGGAGAGUGUGACAGACAAACCAUUGGGCCGCACCAGCUCUUACACUCGGAGAGAGACAAGGCUGGCUGCUCUGAACAGACAGGAUCAAGACUCCACUACCAAAGACUAUAAGAAGAUGUAUGCAGAAGCUUUGCAUGAGAAUGAGAAGCUCAAGUCCAGGUUGCAGGACAGCAAACAGGAACUGGUCAAGAUACGUUCCCAGCUGGAUAAAGUCACUCAGAGGCACGACAGAAUAUCGGAGAGAUCUACAGUACUUGAAUCAGAGAAAAGGGAAAAACAAGCUCUUGAGAAAAGAGUGUCAAACAUGGAAGAUGAGUUAAAGAGCUUAACAGAGCUCAAGUCAGACAACCAAAGGCUUAAGGAUGAGAAUGGGGCUCUCAUCAGAGUCAUCAGCAAACUGUCCAAAUGAAAAGAUGUCUGAAGCUCCUGUUCUGUGUCUGUGGAUGCUCCAACCCUGUUAUUAUGGUAGUUUAAAUAUCCACAAUGUCCCAAGUUGUGACUCCUCUGAGUUAGGUGAUGGCUGCUUUGCACAAAUAAAUUCCUGUUGGGACUUGUGACGAUCCAAAGAGAAGUGUUAAGAAGUUUCACUCAAAUUUCACUGUGUGAUGAUAGAGUUACAAAAAUUGUUUCUACGUGAUUAGUAAUCAUAAUUUUGUAAUAUCCAGUGAUGUACAUUAAUAAAAUAGGGACCAGCUGUACUGUUUGAUAACCUUAAAAAGCCCAGUUUGAACAAAUCCAGAGGUUUGCAUGAAGGUACUGUUUCUAAUAAUAUAACCACACAUCAUAUGGAGACAUCACGUUUGUUUGCUACGUCACGCACCGCAGAAAAGUAUAAUAAUGUUGUCUUGAUUGUGAAAAAAGAGAGAAGUGAAGGGCCCCAAAGGCCAUUUUGGCAUGGAGAUAUACUGUAUUUUAAAAAAACGUUGUCAUUUCAAUGAGAAUAUAUGACCACACGGGUAAAAUAAGGCCCAGCCAAGCGACAAACAGGUGCUCUGGUUCCAGAAGCAAAAACUAGAUAUUAAUAUAAAUCCACCAAGGCAUCUGAGUAGCAACAACCAUUGAAGCCAUCUCAGAAGUGCUGUCAGAUGCAGUUCUUCUAAUGGCAAGUAGAUGUUUGCUCCAGACCAAGAAUGUAUUGCAAUGAAGGAGAAAAUGCUUUUGAUGAUUUGUUUUAUACAAGAUCAUAUAUAAAACAAAUAAUUGUGAACAUUUUUACUCUAGUAUAAAGACAUUUAGGCUUAUUAAGACACAUUGUUUAGGUUUGUGUUUGAGAUCAGUUUCUAUUUCCAACUGGUUAGAUAUAUUUUUUGUGACAGUGAAAUCUCUAUCAUUUCAAAAAUUCCAUUUUUGUUAACCUAGCGUAUGAUAAUGUCCCCACUGUAUUUGGUAUUUGAAGGGGGCUGUAUGCUAGUUCUGAAUAAUGGAUAUAAUGCACUUUGAGUAUUUGGGCAUCACAGCACUGUAUUAUCUUCAGACUGGUUUCACUUUCCAUGAUAACAUAAUUCAGUGUUUUCCAGAUUCUGUUCAUCAGUUCUUUGUGUGGUUUUAGUCGCCAUUCUUCAUUUUUUUACAGAGAAUUUUUUAUUCAAUGGCUCAGCUUCAAAACAGCAGAAUGGCUACACAGAGGAGACAGUCUGAGUGUGUGUAAAAGAAAGUGUCCUAUGUUCUGUAAUAGAGAUAUAUUUAUUUAUUUAUGCACUUUCUUAGUUCUAAUCUUCAUGCUUUGUUUACUCCAUUUUCAUUCAAAGAAAACACACCAAUUGUUUUGGUUGACUUCUUGGCCAUCCUUCUGUUAGGUGAUGAAAAAACGCAAAUGCCAAAAUCUUGGUAGAUGCGCCGUAAAUCACAGCUGACAUUUUAGCCUCCACAAUAUUGUGUGAUUAAUAAUAAUAAAUAAAUCUCCAAAAUCCAACUUUGGAGGAACUGUUGCUUGCACUUUUCAUUAUAUGUUGUGUAGAUUACAUAUAUUUUAAACGUUGUUGUGUGUGUUGAUAUUUUUUUCACGAUAAAUUAUGUUAAAUUAAUUGUUGCCUAACUACACUGAGUUGCCAGUUUAUAAAGUACACCUACCUGGCUACAUCUAGUGCAAUCACAUACUACAACCUGGCAAUAAAUCCUGGUCAUCUGGUUAUGGAGGCCGAAUUUACUGAUGUUACUCCAUUGCAUUGCAUUAUACUAAAAUGUUCUUCAAUAUUUGGGUUCCACAAAGUGUGUGACUUUUUUUUGAAUGUUAACUAGAUGGUCUACUUAACAUGAGAAAUACAAAUAGAACUAGAAAGAGGCUGCUGCCUUGUAGUGGUUUUUAAUGUGGCUUAUGGGGUGCCAUCACCUCAUAUAUUCUGAAAAGAGUGAAGGUAGAUAAAUGUCAUCUUAUCAUAUUUAAUGUAUGAUACUGCCAGACUCCGCUUGCAUUUAAUAUUCUUAAGCUGUAGAGUUGCUACAAGUGAUGAAUGGUGUGCUGGAGACAAAAAAAUGGUUUUGGUAUCUGUCUUCUGUUCACUUUAAUGGAUGAGUUGACCAAAAUCCCCAGGGUCUGAUGUAUUCCUCUAACAAUACAAUGGUUUUGGAGUCCAGUGUUAUAUUUGGUCACAUCCGGUACUCGUGUACUCAAAACUACAAAUAAGAUACAGCUAUUUCUACACACGCUGUACCUUUAUUGAACUAUGCAGUUGAACUAUGUAUUGAAAAUGUCUGUAAUGUGUUGAUAGCUUAAUAUACGCACAUUGGUUUACUCACUUUGCUUAAUAAACUGUAAAGGAAUGGAAA